GCGGUUGGAGAGGGCAUGGAGCCUCUUCACAAGCCGGCCUGUCAGCCGCACUGCCUCUAUCUUGCCAUUCCCUCACCUCUGUUCCCUCUUCACCUAGACGUCUUUGAAGAUAAGAAAGUGAAACACCUGAAGAAGAGCCUUUGCUCAAAAGUGUCACGAGGAAAGAGGAAGAGAGGCUCCAGUGAUCCUGCGGGCCCCGUAGAUAGUGCAGUGAAAAAGAAAGUGACCAAGGUGACUGUUAAAUCUGAAAACCUCAAGGUGAUAAAGGACGAAGCCCUCAGCGAUGGGGAGGAUUUCAGGGACUUUUCACGUGACCUCAAGAAGGUGCAGCAUCCAAAGAGAGAGGCUGCCAUGGGCAAAGGCAGUGACGAAGGAGACGAAGAAAGUGAAGAUGAUUGGGAAGAGGUUGAAGGUGAGGCGUCUUUCCCCACAGUGUAGUCUGGUUGUUUUCUUUUGAAACUGAUAAAACCUAAGACUGAAGAACAGGUUGCAGUAGAAAGUUCCUUUUUCCGUUGAACUCAGAGGCACUGUGCCACUGUACUAUAUCCCCAACCCUUUUUAAUUUGAGAGAGGGGCUUUCUUAAGUUGCCCAGGCUGGCCCUGAAGUUGCCAGCCUCCAGUCUAACCUCCCAAGUAGCUGGGAUUACAGAGAUGCACAACCAUGCCAGGCAGAACUUGGUUUAAUAUAAGGAAUACUCUGUGAGCAAGAUACCAAAGAAGGUGGUAGCGCUGGGGGUAUAGCUCAGUGGCACAGCGCCUGCCUGACAAGCACAAGGUCCUGAGUUCGAUUCCCGGUACGAAUAAAACACAAAGAAGGUGGUAUAUUGUCUUGCUCUGGUGACUGCCAAAGGGGAAGCUGUGAAUAGAGAGACAGUUUUGGAGUACUCAGACUGAGUGCAGACCCUAACCUCGCCUCUUAUAUUGCUCCCCGAGCAGGAACUUGACUUUCCUGAGCUCAGCUUUUUCAUGGGUAGCAUUCUACAAACACUGGGUGUUUAGUAUGAGCAUGUAUUCUAGGUUUAGGACUAUUGUGGGAAGAAAAUGUUUGCAAAUGCAAGAAGUUGGAGCAUCAUAUGCUCAGUAAGUAGCAGUAAUGUGAUCAUUCCUGAUUUCUUCUGUUGAACAUGAUUUUUUUCCCCAGCAUUUUACUUUCAAAGUAUUUAAACCUACAAAAACUGAAAGUGUGUGGACAGUCUCUUCACCUAGAUUUGUCAACUUUCACAUGUUGUGGGACCAUUUGAGAAUAAGUUGCAGACAUCCUGACACUGCUUCUAAACACUUCAGCAUGCCCUGAGAGUAAGUCAUUGUCCUCCCUGGCAAAGCAACAUUAUCACAGUUAAGAGAAAAAAAUAAGUCCCCAGUUGUAUGCUGGACAUGGUGGUGCAUGCCUAUAAUCCCAGCACUGGAGA
Chinchilla lanigera (long-tailed chinchilla) is the source of this 1409-nucleotide messenger RNA. RefSeq names its product DNA repair protein complementing XP-C cells-like. The transcript is spliced from 2 exons. The record is from RefSeq and is a predicted model, not a curated record. Lineage: Eukaryota; Metazoa; Chordata; Mammalia; Rodentia; Chinchillidae. The coding region runs from base 16 to 438 and encodes 140 amino acids.